Messenger RNA from Schistosoma bovis, 297 nucleotides. The record is from the annotation of a GenBank genome assembly. Lineage: Eukaryota; Metazoa; Platyhelminthes; Trematoda; Strigeidida; Schistosomatidae.
AUGUACAUUCCGUUGUUAAAUUGUAUUCAAACUUUGUUCUCAUCAUCAUCAUCAUCCAAAGCAUCAUCAUCAUCAUCAUCAUCAUCAUCAUCAUCAUCAUCAUCAUCAUCAUCAUCAUCAUCAUCAUCAUCAUCAUUAUCAUCAUCAUCCAAAGCAUCAUCAUCAUCAUCAUCAUCAUCAUCAUCAUCAUCAUCAUUAUCAUCAUCAUCCAAAGCAUCAUCAUCCAAAACAUCAUCAUCAUCAUCAUCAUCAUCAUCCAAAGCAUCAUCAUCAUCAUCAUCAUCAGUAAGAAUAUAA